Messenger RNA from Protobothrops mucrosquamatus (brown spotted pit viper), 539 nucleotides. RefSeq names its product SMAD family member 7 (gene SMAD7). The annotation marks the transcript as partial. The transcript has a single exon. The record is from RefSeq and is a predicted model, not a curated record. Gene Ontology annotation, molecular function: transcription regulator inhibitor activity; I-SMAD binding. Gene Ontology annotation, biological process: anatomical structure morphogenesis; regulation of transcription by RNA polymerase II; transforming growth factor beta receptor signaling pathway. Gene Ontology annotation, cellular component: heteromeric SMAD protein complex. Lineage: Eukaryota; Metazoa; Chordata; Lepidosauria; Squamata; Viperidae.
AUUCCCAAGUUCUACAGGAACCCGGGGAUCUAUCACACUGGUGCGUGGUGGCCUAUUGGGAGGAGAAGACCCGCGUGGGGCGCCUGUAUUCGGUCCAAGAACCUUCCCUGGAUAUCUUUUACGAUCUACCUCAGGGGAACGGCUUCUGCCUCGGACAGCUCAAUUCGGACAAUAAGAACCAUUUGGUGCAGAAGGUCCGAGCCAAGAUCGGCUACGGCAUCCAGUUGAGCAAGGAAGUCGACGGAGUAUGGCUUUAUAACCGCAGCAGUUAUCCGAUUUUUAUCAAGUCGGCCACACUGGACAACCCGGAUUCCAGGACGUUGUUGGUUCACAAGGUGUUUCCGGGCUUCUCCAUCAAAGCGUUCGAUUAUGAGAAGGCGUACAGCUUGCAACGGCCCAACGACCACGAAUUCAUGCAGCAACCUUGGACCGGUUUCACGGUGCAGAUCAGCUUCGUGAAAGGUUGGGGCCAGUGCUACACCAGACAGUUCAUCAGCAGUUGUCCGUGCUGGCUGGAGAUUAUUUUUAAUAACCGAUGA